ACGCUGGCGCUCCCUGGCGGUAAUAGGUGUUUAUGUAACAAUACCAAUUUUAUCAUCUGCUCGCAAUACUCGGUUUAAAUUUUAUUUUAAAUCAUUCUUUUGAUUAUUCAGGUGCUCACAGUCUGGAUAUUUUACGCUUUCGGAACGAGGCAUCGGCAUCAGCUGCGUGCUGCGUGCGCCUCCGACGUUUCCGACUAUCCGCUGGACUAUCCGUCAGUCGACAUGGCUGCGGUGAUGGAUACAAAUUACCGCGACGUCAACUCUUCGUCUGAUCUGGAAAACUGGAUGGCCAACCUGCCCGAACAACUCCACAGCGUACCUCUAAACUACCUAACAAUACCAGGUUCCCACAACAGCUGCAGCUACACCAUCUCAUCGCAGUCCGACAUUGCGCCCGACAACCCGUACGGCAACAAGCUUCUCAAGCUGCUCGGCCCCAUAGGGAAGCAGAUCCUGUACAGCUGGUCCCUCACCCAGAACAUCACCACGCGGGAACAACUACAGGUGGGCAUACGCUACUUUGACCUCCGCAUCGCCACCAAGAAGGACCCUGCGGACGAAAACCUGUACCUCAUCCACGGCCUCUUUGGCGCCGUCGUGGACAACUUCUUCGUCGAGGUCAAGGAGUUCCUCGAGGGGCACCGCAAAGAGGUCAUCCUGCUCCACUUCCAGCACUUCUACAACCUUACGGACGCCGACCACAACCGGCUGUUGAACAAGCUGACCAGCAACUUCGGGCCGCUGAUGUGCCAGUUCACCAAGGACCUCAACAACCUGACCUUGGAGUCGCUGUGGAGGCGAGGCUACCAAAUCAUUGCCUUCUACAGGCACGACACGCUGGCAAAGUACCACCCGUACCUCUGGCCGACGGACUUCAUCCCCAACCCGUGGCCGAACGAGGACGAGGUCAAGCAGCUCGUGGCGUUCUGGGACCACACCUACCAGCACGAGAGAGAUCCGGAGAAGUUUCUGGUCCUUCAGGGCGUGGGCACGCCGCAACCCGCCACCGUGACUAUGCACAUCUGUAACAGCCUCAGGGUCUACCUCGUGCCGAAGGUGAACGGCGCUCUGGAGAGCUGGCUGUCCGGAAAGGAGGGCGGCUCUCACGGCUGCAACGUCGUCAUGUCGGAUUUCGUCGACAUGGACAACUUUCGCAUUCCCAAGAUUGUCGUGGCGAUGAACCAGAAGUUGCUCGAGAAUUCCUCGAGCGUGGAAGGCAAUGCAGCGUAAACCGACGAAGUAGGCA
This is a messenger RNA of Ixodes scapularis (black-legged tick), 1246 nucleotides long. RefSeq names its product PI-PLC X domain-containing protein 3. NCBI's taxonomy places the organism in Eukaryota, Metazoa, Arthropoda, Arachnida, Ixodida, Ixodidae. The record is from RefSeq and is a predicted model, not a curated record. The transcript has 2 exons. Gene Ontology annotation, biological process: lipid metabolic process. Gene Ontology annotation, molecular function: phosphoric diester hydrolase activity. Bases 223 to 1230 code for a protein of 335 amino acids.